AGGCUUUGGAAAGUCCCUACCCACACUCCCUCUAUAAUAUAUUUCAUCGCUUUCUGUCACUAUAUAUACAAGUCUUGGUGUAUGUGUAUAUAUAUAUACACACAUACGUACGCUGCAUUCUGGGUUUGCCGUUGUCUCUCUGGGCACUUGGUGCCUUGUUCAAGAUCAAAAAGCCAUAAAUGAUGUGGGGAGAAACUGGGAUUAAACCUGAUGGAGAACUUAAAGUAAGUUUCGGCUAUCAAUGCAAUGGCUACAGAGGAAGCUCUUUUGAGGUUUCCAAUGGAUUUGAAAUUAUCCCUGAAAUCCGAAAGACCAGCAGCUUCUCCUGCUUGUCUGGUGCCGCCUUGAGUGCCAAUGCCACACUGGCAAACACAAAUAUUUGCAACGGUUUGAUAGGAGCAGAAAUUCUUCCUAGUUUGGAUUCCCCUAAUUCAUUUCGUAAGGUACCGUCUUCACCAAACCUUUCAAGGUUGGAUAUAUUAUCAUCUUCUCUUCAGAGUAGCUUGUCAAACUUAAGUUGCAGUCCUUCCCCUCCAAGUGAUCAUGAUUCUUAUUUGUUGAAACCUAAGAGCGCUCCUUCAAGAAGUGAAGGUUUUCUUAAUGCUAUGGACGUACAAGUGGCAGGUGGGGCUGCUGGUGAAGACAGGGUUCAAGCUGUUUGUUCUGAAGAAAAUGGGUGGCUCUUUUGUGCAAUCUAUGAUGGCUUUAAUGGAAGAGAUGCAGCUGAUUUUCUGGCUUGUACGCUGUAUGAGACCAUCAUAUUUUACUUUAAUUUAUUAGGAUGUGAAUCAAAGCAGGAUUUCUCAAGAGCUUCUGACAUUCUGUAUUUGGAUCAGUCCUUCCAACAUACUCUAGAUGAUAGUAAUAUUAUCCACGAGGAAAAGCUUCCAUCAAGAAUUCGUAGUAACAAGGAUUCAUGUCUUGACCAUAUCAACAAGAAUGGAUCAUCUGAUAGAAUAGAAUCCUCAUCCAACUCAUUUCGGCAUGGGGUACUUGAUAGCUUCGUACAGGCCCUUAAUCAGGCUGAGAAUGAUUUUUUGAACAUGGUUGAGCAGGAAAUGGAGGACCGUCCUGAUUUGGUUUCAAUAGGAUCUUGUGUUUUAGUUGUGCUUAUUCAUGGGAACGAUUUGUAUACACUCAAUUUGGGUGACAGCAGAGCUGUAUUGGCAACAUAUGGUGAAGGCGAUGACAUGACUGGGAAUGAGAGACUGAAAGCUAUCCAGCUCACUGAUAGUCACACUGUUGACAAUGAGGUUGAAAAAAAUCAACUUCUAUGUGAUCAUCCUGAUGACCCAAUGACCGUUGUAGCUGGAAAAGUGAAAGGAAAGUUGAAGCUCACUCGUGCUUUUGGAGUUGGUUACUUAAAAAAGAAAAAACUGAAUGAUGCGCUGAUGGGUAUUCUUCGAGUUCGAAACCUUAUAAGCCCUCCAUAUGUAUCUACUCAACCAUCACUGAAUGUGCGUCAAAUUUCAAAAUCUGAUCACUUUGUUAUAGUUGGCAGUGAUGGUUUGUUUGAUUUCUUCAGCAAUGACGAGGCAGUAAAGCUUGUCCAUUCUUAUAUCUUGAGCAACUCUUCUGGUGAUCCAGCAAAGUUUCUAUUGGAGCAGCUUGUAGAGAGAGCAGCCCACCGUGCAGGUUUCAGUAUGGAAGAAUUGAUGAAUGUUCCAGCUGGGAGGAGGAGGAAAUAUCAUGAUGAUGUAACUGUAAUUGUGAUCAUCCUUGGAACAAACCAGCGCACCACAAAGGCAUCAACUUGCAUAUAAGUUUUUAAGAAUGCCAUCUUCCAUCUUGCAGUAGUGUAUGUCUGGUGGUUUCUACCCUAUAGGUGUACUUCUCAAACUGUAUAUACGUAAUGUCAGAAACACUUUUGUUCUUGUUCUGUACAAAAAUUUAUUAUUACCACAUUCUUGUAUGACACUCACAAAUUGCACGGCUGCCCUUGUCUGUAUGUAAGGCAAGCAUUGUUUUCAUUGUGGUGAGAAACUUGCAAAGGUGGUUCAUAAAUUUGAUUGAAUAUGGUCAAGUGUUCCCAUA
Alnus glutinosa is the source of this 2034-nucleotide messenger RNA. RefSeq names its product probable protein phosphatase 2C 40. The record is from RefSeq and is a predicted model, not a curated record. NCBI's taxonomy places the organism in Eukaryota, Viridiplantae, Streptophyta, Magnoliopsida, Fagales, Betulaceae. Gene Ontology annotation, molecular function: protein serine/threonine phosphatase activity. The transcript has 4 exons. The coding region runs from base 180 to 1763 and encodes 527 amino acids. Gene Ontology annotation, biological process: protein dephosphorylation.